Messenger RNA from Bombina bombina (fire-bellied toad), 676 nucleotides. RefSeq names its product EF-hand calcium binding domain 2 (gene EFCAB2). The transcript has 7 exons. Bases 15 to 503 code for a protein of 162 amino acids. The record is from RefSeq and is a predicted model, not a curated record. NCBI's taxonomy places the organism in Eukaryota, Metazoa, Chordata, Amphibia, Anura, Bombinatoridae. Gene Ontology annotation, molecular function: calcium ion binding.
UGACAACAACAAACAUGUCGGAUGAGAAAGAGGCUGCAGAAGCGAUUGUUUCAAACCUACAGAAAAAAAUCACUGAAGCUUUUGAAGUUUUCGACCAUGAAAGUAAUAAAACGGUAGAUGUUAGAGAGAUUGGAACAAUCAUAAGAUCAUUGGGGUGUUGCCCAACUGAAGGUGAACUUCAUGAUAUGCUUGCUGAGGUAGAGGAAGAGGAACCAACUGGAUAUAUCCGAUUUGAAAAAUUCCUCCCAAUGAUGACUAAAGUCUUAAUGGAGAGAAGAUACCGGCCAGUUCCUGAAGAUGUUCUUCUCAGAGCAUUUGAGGUAUUAGAUGAAAAGAGAAAGGGAUAUCUAACUAAAGAUGAACUUGUCAAGUAUAUGGCUGAAGAAGGGGAACCUUUUACUCAAGAAGAAAUUGAGGAAAUGAUAUCUGCUGCUGUGGACCCUGAUAAGAAUAUUGUCCCAUAUACAGAAUAUGCUUCAAUGAUGACAAUAGAAGACUACUGAAGAUGACUUCCCUUUGGCUCUGUUAAAAGCAACCAGUGACGAACGCAUCACAACGUGGAUGGAUCCCUUACUUUUUACCCUGUUUGACUUAUAUAUUGGUUAUCCUGUAUCAGUAUUACAUUAUGAGGUUUAAAAACACAAACUCAGUAUUAAAGAGAUAACUGCAAUGUAAA